This is a messenger RNA of Spea bombifrons (plains spadefoot toad), 2411 nucleotides long. RefSeq names its product UV stimulated scaffold protein A (gene UVSSA). Bases 44 to 2197 code for a protein of 717 amino acids. The record is from RefSeq and is a predicted model, not a curated record. Gene Ontology annotation, biological process: response to UV; transcription-coupled nucleotide-excision repair. The transcript has 14 exons. NCBI's taxonomy places the organism in Eukaryota, Metazoa, Chordata, Amphibia, Anura, Pelobatidae. Gene Ontology annotation, cellular component: chromosome. Gene Ontology annotation, molecular function: RNA polymerase II complex binding.
AAAGGCCCCUUUUGUGAAGUCCGGCAGUCAGGGGGAGAUCGAGAUGGAUCAGAAACUAAGCGAAUUGGUUGAAUCGCUAACUACGUCGGGUGAACCCCAACUAAAUCCGGAGAAAAUGAAGGAGCUGAAGAAAAUCUGCAAGUCGUCCGAUGAGCACAUAAAGCACAUGUACCAUCUCCUGAUGACCCAGCUGAGUGAGGAGCAUGCCGAGGUCCGCCUGUCCGCCUUCCAGAUAGCCAGCGAGCUCUUUGCGCGCUCGCAUCAGUUCCGGACUCUAAUCAUCUCCAACUUCCAGGAGUUUCUGGAGCUCACCGUGGAGACGGAUUACGAGCAGCCCUUGCCUCCUCCCAAAGAAGUGGCUCAGAAAUUAAAAGUGUUGGCCAUCAAGACCGUUCAGGAAUGGCAUGAGAAAUUUGGCGAAGCCUACAAGAAGCUGUCACUGGGAUACCACUUCCUAAAGCAGAACAAAAAGGUAGACUUUCAAGACGUGAGAUCGAGGACGUUAGCGGAGCGGAAGAGGGAAGAAGAAAAGAAGCAACGUCUAGAAAAUAUUUAUAAGGAAAAGGCUAGAAAAGCAAGUGAAGAAAUGGAAGAGAUGAUGUCCGAGAUCCAGUCAAGUCUGAGGGAAAUGGAGAGCUGUUUUAAACUUUUGUUGCCCGAUCCGGAUGAUUUUGCAGUGGUGAUGGAUGAAAAAGACUCAGCGAGGGAAACGUACAGCAGAACCGAUGACAUUUUCUCCGAACCGGCCAAUCGGAUACAGUCUCAGUCCUGUGUCGACGACGAGCGGCCAUGUUGUAGCAAAGACUUGUCACCGGUCGUGGCGCCCAGCAAGAUCUCUGAAAAUGGAGCCGUGGAAAAGUUGGGUGAUGGCUUCAAGGAUUCUGAUUCAGAGGAAUCCGAUUGUGACUAUGAAGGAGUGGAGGAGUCGUUCAUUAGGGACCAUGGACUUGGUUCUCACAAGUAUACACUCAGUCUGGAAAUCCCAACAGAUCUUAAGGUGACCGAAAACGAGAACAAUACAGAUGUUGUAAACAGCCUGUUGGACUCGCAUACACUCGUUAAGAACAAGUACUGGCCGGCAGUCCAAUCCUGGUUACAGAUCUUUACUAAAGCCGGGAUUAAUGAUGACCGUCUUAAGUGUGCGAUCGACCUAAAAAAGGACUUAGAAAACGUGUUGCGGAAGCACAAGGAAAUGAACAUCGAGUGUAAAGCCGGAAAGCGAGGGGCGGGGAACGCUAGCGAUGAGGAUGACGACGAGUUUGAAGAGGUCCCCGAGAAGGAAGGUUACGAACCCGACAUCCCCGACCACCUUCGCGCCGAGUACGGUCUAGAGCCUUCAGCAUCAUCUAAACCAGAGAAGAAACCAGCGUCCAAAGCGCCUGCCCCACGACGCAGAAAAUCAAACGACGAGGAGCUGGAUCCUACCUGCGCUGCUGCAACACUUAAACUUAUGAAGCACAAACUAGCAAAAUUAGCUCCUUCAUCCCCGAGUGGGUCUGGGGAGAUGAGCUCCAGAAGUGGAAAGUCGGAGGAGGAGAUGGCCAGAGCACCUGUUGUCUCGUUCGGGUUAGACCUGCACUACUGGGGCCAAGAGCAGCAGACAGCUGGAAAAAUACUAAAGGUCGGUUCUCAGCAUCGAUUCUGGGCUCCCAGCGAGAUGGAGGAAGAAGUGGAAAAUAAAGAGGUGGAAGCCAUGCUAAAAACCCGCUACAUAACGUUUCCGGGGAAGUUUGAGCCGGUGAAACACAAGUGCCGCCAUCCGCUGGCUAACGGGAGCCUGUGCGAGAGGCAGGAUCGCUACAAGUGUCCGUUCCACGGGAAGAUUAUCCCUCGGGAUGAACUCGGAGUCCCAAUGAAUGACGAGGACCGUGCCAGGGAGGCUAAGCAAAAGUUUGAGGAGGCGGCCCAAGAAAAAGACUGGAGAGACCCAGAGCUGAUGAAGGAAAUUGAACAAGCCACAGGUCAUGAUCUGGGGUCCUCCAAAUACUCCAAGAAAGGAAAGGGAGCGAAAAAGAAGGGGAAGAAAAAAUACCCCAACCUUACAGACCUAAAGCAGAACGCGAACACGUCAAGGACACGGCUGGAGCGGAAAGUGUUCAACACGGGAUCAGUGAAACGAGUGAUAAGCGCAAUGAACCAAAUGGAUCAGAGGCGACACGAGAAGUUUGCAAACCAGUUUAAUUACGCAUUAAAUUAAAACGCGGGAGAAAGAUAAACCGUCGAGGCAGCUUCUACAUGGAACACUUAUUUUAAGGACCUUUAAAGAAAAAUGAUUGUAAUAUAAGUAUACUUUUCCUAAUGAUAAUGUCCUAACUUAUUUCCAUAAUUUGUGAUACUUUGUGCGUAUUUUCAUCUUAAAUUUUUUUUCACCGAUUCUUAAUAUUUUGGAUUUUGAUUUUUUUAUUUUUUUG